CGUAUCAUGAAUUUUGUGUUAUACAUUUUUCAGUUCAUUUUUGUUUCUUGUUUUUCAAAACGAAUUCAAAAUUAACUUACGAGUUUUUUGCAAGAAACGUGCGCGUGUUUACACAUCAACAACAUUAAUCAGUUUCCAAAGUGACUUAACAAUUUUUCCAAAAAUAUUUGAACUUUGUGGGUGACAAAAUAAAACUGUGCUAAAAGUGAUAAAACACGUUGUUUGUUUUUAAACCAGUGUACAACUUUUUGUGGCAGACAGUGUUUUGUUUGUUUGUUUUGUCAAAAUCGAACAACAUAGCCAAAAUAUUUAUCAAAUUUUUUGUUUGAAUCAAGAUUUUUUUUUGUAAACAAAAAAUUAUACAACUAUUGUUUGUGUGUUUCAAGUGCGUAGUGUUGAUAAAGGUUCUUGGGCCGCCGAAGUGACGGGUGCGGCAGGAGUACCAGGCACGCGGGGGCCACAGCCGGGUGUCGCGCUGGCGACUUACCUGGACGGGGGGGCCACCUGUCCAUCUGCCCUGGGGGCCCCCUCGACGGCCCUACAACUAAGGGCCGGCUUAGUCCAUGCCCCCCUUGGGCCACAUUUUAAUAUACAUCACACACCUCAUAAUAUAGGUCGGUGUGAGCCGGCAGCAGGAAUGUUGAUCGCAUGCGCGGGCUGUGAGAAGCCGAUUCUAGAUAAAUUCUUAUUGAAUGUUCUAGAAAGGACAUGGCACGCAGAUUGUGUACGAUGUUACGAUUGUCAUGCACCACUAACAGACAAAUGUUUUUCCAGAGAAGCAAAACUAUUUUGUAGGAAUGACUUCUUCAGACGAUAUGGAACAAAGUGUGGAGGCUGUGGCCACGGAAUCUCCCCAAGUGACUUGGUGCGGAAAGCUCGUAAUCAGGUGUUUCACUUGAACUGUUUCACGUGUUUAGUAUGUCGAAAACAAUUAUCUACCGGUGAGGAAUUAUAUGUCCUAGAUGAUAAUAAGUUUAUAUGUAAAGAUGACUACCUUGCGGGUAAUAAAGUGACGUCUGGUGGAAUCCCUUCACAAGAUUCAUUACUCGGUUCCGCAUCAGAAGAUGAAGAUGACGAUGAUGCAUCAACGACAUCAACAAUAUUAAAACAUCACGGUCUUCAUGGCGGUUCGUUAGGUGGUCCUAAUUCAGAAACAAAUAAUAAUAGUUUAUCACAUAGUGAAUUAUCAAAUUCAAUGAAUCAGGAUAGUAAAACAGGUCAUGAUGAUUCAGAAGAUCAAAAUUCAUUAGAUGGUGACCCAGAAACACGUGACUCACAAGCGGAAAAUAAAAGUCCAGAUGAUAGUAAUAGUGGUAGUAAACGAAGGGGACCACGUACGACAAUUAAAGCGAAACAAUUAGAAAUAUUAAAAACAGCCUUUUCACAAACACCAAAACCAACGAGACAUAUACGUGAACAAUUAGCAAAAGAGACUGGUUUGCCGAUGAGAGUGAUACAGGUUUGGUUCCAAAACAAAAGGUCAAAAGAACGGAGGUUGAAACAAUUAACAUCAAUGGGUCGAGGUCCGUUCUUCGGAAGCUCUAGAAAGAUGCGAGGUUUUCCAAUGAAUCUAUCACCAGGUGCUUUAGAAGAUGGUCCACCAGGUUUCCCAUAUUUUGCGACGGCUGAUGGUAAAUUUGAAUUUGGUUAUGGUGGACCACCAUUUCAUCCACACGAUGGACCAUUCUUUCCUGGACAUCAUCCUGGAGGACCUGGACCAGGACAACCGAUGCCAUUCAACCAACCUGUAUUUCUUUCUUUUCUAGGUGGACCCAUGGAUCAUCCCGGAGGUCCAAUGUCAAUGGGUGACUUUGGUGGUAUACCCGGUGAACCACCAUUCAUUGGUGGCCCUGGUCCACAUCCUGGCGGUGGUCCUCCUGAUCAACUUGGUAUAGGUCCUGGUGCGGGCCCACGUGGUGGUCCUGGUAGCCCUGAAUUUUUAAAUAGUGCCGGUGGAUUUAAUGAACCUUCACAGAUGCAAAAUGAAGGUUUGGUUUGGUAGCUGGAAAGGAAUUUAAAGAAGUUUGAGGAGACAUGAAAAUUGGAAAACUUCCUUAUGGAAGAAUUCUGGAAAAAAGUUAUUGAGGAACUUCAUAAGUGAAUAAAUGCCUGUGUAAAUAAAAAAAUAAAAAUGGUGAACUAAAAAAAAAAUAUUGUG
Chrysoperla carnea is the source of this 2158-nucleotide messenger RNA. It is a transcript of the gene Lim1, whose product is annotated as LIM/homeobox protein Lhx5. Gene Ontology annotation, cellular component: nucleus. Lineage: Eukaryota; Metazoa; Arthropoda; Insecta; Neuroptera; Chrysopidae. Bases 638 to 2002 code for a protein of 454 amino acids. Gene Ontology annotation, molecular function: DNA-binding transcription factor activity, RNA polymerase II-specific; RNA polymerase II transcription regulatory region sequence-specific DNA binding. The transcript has 6 exons. The record is from RefSeq and is a predicted model, not a curated record. Gene Ontology annotation, biological process: regulation of transcription by RNA polymerase II; neuron differentiation.